This is a messenger RNA of Electrophorus electricus (electric eel), 1453 nucleotides long. Its product is annotated as fish-egg lectin-like. The record is from RefSeq and is a predicted model, not a curated record. NCBI's taxonomy places the organism in Eukaryota, Metazoa, Chordata, Actinopteri, Gymnotiformes, Gymnotidae.
AAGUUCUAACAUUAGUGGAAGCUGUGAGGUUAGACCAGUGUCACACCUGUUUAUUAAUAAAUAAAGUAAAACUAAAUAGAAUGUGUUUACUUAUUUAUACAUAACUAGAGAUGAAUGAUGCAUAAUAGUACUGAGAAAACUGUAGAACUGAAACUUUUUAGUUUUUGUAUAGGUGUGAGGACUCAAUGAAGGGUUAUAGUGUCUGUUCUAAACCAGCGCAUACUUGUGAAAAAAUAGUACAGAUAAUAGAUUGCAAUGCUGUGCACUGCACUGAUAUGAGGAGAGACUGAUUCUUCCAGGACCUACCUGCCACAAGUAUAAAUAGUCACAGACUCCCCCUGUGUCAGUAUUCACUAGGGGAAGAACAAUGAAGACCAUGAAGAGAACAGCAAUCCUUGUUGUGCUCCUGAACCUCUGGAUAACCAGUUUGGCUCUAAAGUGUAAAUUGGUGCCAGGAAAAAUGAAGCAGAUUGAUGCUGGGAAUGGCCAGGUGUUUGGGGUGAACUCACGUAAUCAGAUCUACACUCUAUAUACAAAUGGAUGGAAACUUUUACGGGGAGCCCUGAAGCAUGUCACUGUGGGUCCUGCUGGCAUCUGGGGAGUCAGUCCAAGGAAUGAGAUCUACAAGCUUGUGAAAGGAGACUGGGCAAAAGUUCCAGGUACGCUGAAACAGAUAGAUGCAGGGGGAACAUUGUUUAUAGUUGGUGUCAACAAGGUUGAUGACAUCAUCUGCCUUAACGCUGAUGAAACCAUGGGAUAUAAGCCAGGUAGUCCUGCACCAUGGGUACAUGUCCCAGGGAAGCUAAAAUACUACAGCUGUGGACCAUACAGCUGCUGGGGGGUCAACACCCAAGGCAACGUCUACAUUUUGAAGGGAGUGAGGCCAACAGCAUGUGGUGGAUCUAUGAAAUGGGAGCAGGUACCAGGAUUGCUUUCCAUGAUUGAAGUUUCUACAGAUGGAGAUGUGUAUGGGGUUAAUUCCCUUGGAAAUAUCUAUUACAGAACUGGUAUCUCUCCAUGCAACCCAGCUGGCACUGGGUGGAAGCAAGUCCAAUAUUCAAAGAGAGUCAAACACGUUUCCUAUGAUCUCGGUCACCUGUGGAUAAUUGGCACAGAUGACAGCAUUACGGACUGUAGCAUAUAAAAGAAACCCUGCUCCUAUGUCUCUAAACUGAAGUUUAAAGAAGCAGAUCAUGUACUCAAGAGUCAGAUUAUUUGUUAGAGAGCCAAAUCAUCUCUUCAAGAGUCAGAUCUCAGAGAGUUAAAUCAUGACCAGCACACUUGGACUUUUACCUUGUAAAGGUUCCUCCUUUGCACAUGAUCCUUCAUCACAUUCCUAAUUCAUGCUCCUCCAGGACUAGUUUCUUUGUGUUACACCAAACAUUGCAAAAAUUGUUUGCUUAACAGUAUAUUUUUAAAAAGGUUAUCAUUUAAAAAAAUAAAGCUUUAGCUU